Echinostoma caproni is the source of this 5535-nucleotide messenger RNA. The record is from the annotation of a GenBank genome assembly. Lineage: Eukaryota; Metazoa; Platyhelminthes; Trematoda; Plagiorchiida; Echinostomatidae.
AUGACCGUUGAGUACUCCUUAGAAGUGUACUGGUCUCGAAGCAUGGACAAUUCGCGAAUCCAAUCUCGGUCCCAUACUCCCAUGAGUGGAGAUCCUAACUGGGUGUCAAUCACUGAUUUGCGUGGUCGUCCCCUCGCUGUGAAAAUCACCGAGCAAAGCCCUAAAUCUAAUUUGCUACCGAUGAGUUUACAAAAUUUGUCUCAAAGUGACAGGGAUAUUUGGACCAAUGGCAGUCGACCUCGUUCAGCCAAUAGUCUUCAUUUCACAUUCAGCCAAUCCGCUUCUCACGUUGGUGGUGCGCGUACACGCGUGCGAACUGCUUCAAACGGUUUACCUGAUUCAUGGAACACAUUCGAUUCGGCACUCGGUCGCAGUAGUAGUGUCCCGCCAGCUCCAGGCGGAUUAAUUCUGCCAGAGUAUUCACAUGGAUCUAUUGAUCACUCAGCUCCGAGUAGUGCUCUCUUCAGUCCUUUCAUCCGACGUUCAGUGGACUACAAGCACCCGACCUAUUACUACCAUCCAGACAGUGAAACUCAGUCGGUUAUCGAGGAACAGGAGGAGGAACAGGGCGUAAACCUUGACAAUCCGCUUGACGAAAUUCACAAGGAGACUCAUCACUUAGAGUCGGAAGAAAAUCAGAAGCAUAUGUGUUUACCCAAACCCACCUUUGCAAUCCGGAGUCAAAAGCGCAAUAAUGAGAAAUCCGAAGCCAAUCCGGUUCCGUCUUCAAGUAAUGCUGCAAAGGCCGAUCCGGAUGCGACAGAAAAUCGCACUUCUAUUGGACGAUUCAGAAUCAGUCAGAGGCGCGCAAAGUCAUCCAGCGACGUCCAUUCUGAGCCCAAUCACGAAGAAGUGGAAUCCAAACAUGUACUGAAGCGAUUGAAGCAAAGGGCUCAGACCUUUUUAAGACCCCAUAAGCGGAAUGAAAGGUUUGGAUCCCUCUCAAAACAAGCGCUAGGCGGAACCCUAAAGGCAUUAGCCGGUUUCUCCACUGGCCUUCUGACUGUCGAUCCGGCAUUAGAGGUGAAGAAUAACGAUGUGUUUGGAGCGAGAAGCUGCCCAAACAUCCAUGAUGGACGUGGUGCUCGUUCUCAUCCCCAAGAUUCUAGUUCUCUUCUUUCUGUCUCCGAUGACUUUCCAGGAUCUGUUGGCGCUAUUCAUUCAUUUUACUGUUCACCCGGUACCUAUCGACGUCAGUUGAUGCACGUACUAGUCGAUGAUUUUUCCUCAAACAUAUCUCGUGAGAAUACUGAUCCGGGAAUUACCACCAAACACUCGGGGCAGCGCGAGCCACCGUCUUCCGCGUGCAUACAGACCGAUCUAUCUGGUAAUUGUCAAACAAACGGUGUUAGCUUUUCUAAUCUCUCUUCGGUCCGACGUGAUUCCGGACAUGGAAGUAUGAGCCCGUUGCCCACAGAUGUCAGUGCAGGUACCGGGUCACGGACAUGGUUCUCGUCGACAGAACAGAACAGUCCAUAUUCUACGCAAAUAGAAACAAACGCAAAACCUCACAUCCCAUCUACCAAUACGGAACUCUGGAAAACACUCGAACAGCCUCCAACACAGACAAAACAGUUUGCAGCGAUUGCUCCAAUGGUUGCGUCUUGUUUGACCGCUGAACGACCACUAUCUGAAUCCGGUGAUACUAUGAAAAAAACGGAACCGCAAUUGUGUGUUCCACUGGAAACCAGCCUGAUCACUGGUAUACAGGUUGCUCCAGAUCAGAUCGAAUCAACGCCCAUUCGGGAACAUGUGGAUACCUUUGGAAAAGUUGAAGUUAUCCCCAUUCACAAUGUAACAUCUGAAGUGAGAGAUUCAUCCGAAACAGAUAAGAGGUCACCCACUAGCACAUUUUCUGAAGUAGACCAACCCGUGGAUCAAGCAGCCAACCCAGAAUUGAUGCGACAUACCAUCAACACAAGCAUCAACUCAACGCAGGUCCUACAGUCACCAAAUACGACUCCUCACUUCACAAGCAAUUUUGAAUUCCAGUUGACAUCAACGGGAAAAACCGACGAGUUCCAUUCACAUGAAACUUGUGAAUCAGAGUAUCAGGAUGAUGAUACGAUCUUACGUUCGCAGAAAUCACAUCUAGAUCAGACAGAACCGUAUUCAAUGAACCAGCUGGAUAGUAACGCAAAACCAUCCAAUCUAACCGGCAUAUCAGGAUUAAAUGUGUCAGGUGCAAGUCAGUUACUCGAGACUGAUUUAGAUGCGGAUGUAUAUCCGGAUCUGGUAGGCGGUUCUAUUUCUCCUGCUGCAUUUGGGUUGUCUACCUCGGAAGUAGUGGUUAACCCGCGGCCUGGUUCACCACCUGCAACGGACACCUCUGAAGGAGUGCGUGAGGUUGUCUGUUCCCAACCAUUUGACGUCAGUCACGACUGGAGUGAAGCCGAUGCUUCCUUGGCUGGUGUGCCGGAAAUACCAAGCAUUGUGGAAUCGAUAGAACAGAGGCGAACAGGAUCAGUCGAGCCAAUUUCAGAUAUGAUAUCCGAUGUCUCUUCCGAUUACCUUGACAAUAAGACAGAAACAAGACCAGGUGUAUCAAGUGUGGAAAACUCAGAUCACGAUAGCAACGUCCACAUUGUUGACAUUAGACCCGCAUCUCAAUCACAAACGGUACCAGAAAUAAAUGAAUAUGAUUCCGGACUGGAUGCUGAAUUGACAGAAACUUUACAUGCGGUGCCUGACUUAUCGGAAGCGGUUGCCUUGCCACAAGGCACAUAUCCUACUGCACUGAAACAGCAUUCUGUACUUAGCAGCAAUGCUCCUCAGUCGGAACUGGUUUCCAAUGCUACUGAAUGCAGUCAACAGCUGGAUAAUCAUACCGAAACCAGAGUAGACAGCGAACUAUCUGCACCGAUCUGUGAAAUUUCAGUUCAGCCGUCUUUGAACGAACAGGAAGGCGGUAGGACUCAAACUCACGAUGAAACCUCUGCCACUUACGGAAAAUUGUCAUCUAGUGAGCAGGUUACGGUAGAUGAACCCGGAGCGAGAAUACCGAGCAAAAGCAUCGGUGCUCUGACAAUGGCCGCAGCCAUUGACAAUCCUGAAACGGAACAACGACCUCUAUCAAAUGAAUUAAACGCGUGCCACGAAAAAAUGCAACAAUUUACAGAACAACCUAUUUGCGCAGUCGAUUCUGUGGUGCCAUCAGAGUCCGCUGUAUGUGUUGAUAACGAAACCCGUUUGCAACCUAGCAGUUCAAACGAGGAAGCUUCAACAGAGACAGGUUCAUCCUGGACAAGAUGGAUUUCUCAAAAGCUUUUUGGUUCUUCUGACGGCUCACGUAAUGUUUCGGAAACCGAAGGUAAUUCCUUGAAUGAAGAAACGACAUCUUCAAAACAGGACACCAAAAUCCUUCCAGAAGAAAUUGUUCCGGAAGAAGUAGUUGAAUCAGUGAAAACGGAAGAUUUACCCUUUUUACCACCAAAAACGGAAGAGGAGGCGCAUUGUGCAGGUACUAGUCCAAUACAAUCUCCCCAUAUGCACCAGGAAGAUAGAGACUAUCCAGUGGAAUCUAUCAUUUCAAGGAAUAAUGUUGAUUCAAUUCAGCUAUUGAGAUCAGCUCCAGAAGGGCAAUCACUUUUGUACAAAACGAUACAACUUGUUGACGAUAAACAACAACGACUAGUGCAUUUGGACUCCCGAGCUGAGCCGGAAGAUAAUGAUGUUCUAUUUGCACACGAAUCCACAAGCGCUUAUGAAAACAAACGACCGAGUGAAGCAUCAGCGGCACAAGUUGAUUUUCAAGGCAAUGAGAAACAUGGCGCCGACGAAGUCUCGUUGAAUCCAUCAGAGAUUGUCGCUAAUAUUUCACACUCCUUGCAGAAUGACAUAGCACAUUCUUCAGUUUAUGAAAUCAACAACGUUGCUCAAUUGGAUGCUAACAAAAUUGAGUCACACAAAUACAUACAGCAGAAUCACAUUGAACCAAACAUGGAGUCGAACAGUCACCAGAUAACCCCGAAUGUUGGUGGCGCGGACAAUGUAAUUUCCUUAGCUGAAAAUCCAUGCCAGCAAAGUGUACAAAUUCAUACUGAGGACGCAGCCGUGGUAGACUCAGAAGAAGCGGAAUUAUCUCCCAUCCAAGCCACUUUGUCAGCCGUUCAAGAAACGCUGCCCAAACUUGAGAGAAACGCAUACCGCACGGCAUUCCUUCCUCAAAAUUCUACAUCUAUUUCCGAUCAGGGGAAUCAGGACGAUAUGUUGGUGUUGCAUGAAUUCAGUCGCCAAAUCGUCAGUGGUGUGAUGGAUAUAGUGGCUGACCGAUUGGAGAAGGAUGUCGACGAGAAACGUAACUCAAAGCAAACGGACCAAACAGUGAAGCCGGUACCGGCAUUCGAUGAACAGUCAAGUUCAGCGAUCAGCGCACCCCUUUCGGUCUCAACAGUACCUUUGGAAGUUAGUCUUAUCUCGAUCACAAGCACCUCGAGACCAAUUGCUCCAGCUGAUCCGUCUCAAGGUUUCGAUGAAACUCUCUGUAUGAACCAGACAGUGAAGAAACAGGAUGACCGCUUACACGUAUAUCAAGGCCAAAAUGAUCCGAAUGUUGAAGCCAAGAUACGGACCGUUGACUCUCCCAUUGUGCAAGUAAUUAACGAAAUUCAGAAUGCAAAAUCAACUCCGUUGGGGUCGGAAGUAAACGGAGCUUCAAUGUUCUAUCCUGUUGAAAUGAAUGAUGAGGUAGGUGAACAGACGCCUUUUGUAGACCAGGUACAGAAAUAUGUUGAACACACUGCACACUAUCCAAUAGAGAAGGUGAAUGAAACGGAGGGGAACAUUGAAGAUGUUCCGAGUUCGAUACCGAUAGAGGCUCACAGUGAUGUGCUCAAAGUGCCGGCAGAGAAUGACCCGUCAAAUAUCCGUUCAGAGGGGAUGCCCAUUGAUCUGAACAACCGUUUACAAGUGGGAAAAGUGUUGGAUAGAAGUAUGAAUGAAGAACAUAUAAAUGAGGCAUCAACGACUGUCGGCGAAUCAGGUGUUGCCGGAUUACAACCUACAUCCAGUGCGAACCUGGAGGGAACUCAAGGGAUGUCAAAUGACCAACUACGACCGUAUGGAUCUUCUGCUAAUGUCGUACAACGUCCAUCCCAAUGGAGCUUUGUGAUGGUGAGCUCCAUGUUUCAUUUCGUCACAAUCUACAUUCCACGACAUCUUUAUUGGUUCUAUACGGCAACAUUUGAAUCCCGGGAACGCUUGUACGAGGCCAUGUCUGAACGUGGUAUACGCCUUGCUAUCGCAUGGGAACGGAUUGAAGCAGGACUUCGGAACCCUUACUGUGUCGCAGUCGUAUUUAUCGGGAUCACCUCAGUUGCACCGCAUCUAAGUCACUGGCCGGACUUCCUGAGCCGCGCGUUUCAUUUGUGUGAUUUCUACCUAUUCACACCUCCGUUUUGGGUAGAUCGUCCAAUUCUCUAUCAUUUGGGUCAGCUGGCUCAUUCGUUUCAUCAAUCUUUGCGCUGGCAUGGACGAACGGCUAUCACUUCUUUCCGGCAAUACCCUUGGGCUUUGGUCAACCCCACAAACCAAUGA